GCAAGGAGGGGAAGGGGCCAACACCCCACCGCACUCGACCACAGCUGCACUCCGCUUGUGUGUCGCUCCAGUUCGCCGCUCUUAAAGCCCGGGCUUCUGCAAAGGGACUGUAUAUGUUAAAAAAAAAAAAAACCCCAACAACUGUCGGUGCUUUCACAGUGGGUUUGGGGUGGAAAUAAAGAAGGAACUUCCGACGAGUCCAAAGUGUGCUGGGCGCUGUUGGAAUGAGGACAGGUCCGGCAGCUUUGGGCAGUGAGUGAUCUGUGAGCGCCGGGACGGGAUGAUGCUGGGGGUGAGGGUCGCGCUGCCGCUUAUCCCUCGGGCGUGGGUGGUUGAGAGAAAGCGAAUGCAAUGAUGUAAGGCGCUCAGUCUGACUUCCCACUUGGUGCUUCCGAACGUUUGACGAGAUAGGACCGCCGACAGCUCGGCGCUGCAGCCCGACUACAGGACAGGCACCGACUGCUUGGAGAGCCGCGGAGGCGGGCAAGGAUCCCGGCUGGGCGAUCGGCCGUCGCCCAUCGGAUUACCGCCGCUCAAGAGUCACACGGUAAAGGAGGCAAUCCGCCCAAUUCACUCGGGUCUAUUAUAGAUUGGAGGCAGUAAACACAUUAUGAAUGAUCACCUGCAUGUUAGAAGCCAUGGACAGAUCCAGGUUCAACAACUUUUUGAAGACAGUUGCAACAAAAGGACUAUUUUGACCACUCAACCGAAUGGACUUACUGCAGUUGGUAAAACGUCUUUACCGGUGGUUCAGGCCAAGCAGCUGGAGGGUUCACAAAAGCGACAGGGAAGUUCUGCUUCAGUGAAGUCAACAGACUGUACUUCAAAAGUGAAAUCCACUGUCAUGACGCCAGAGCAAGCCAUGAAACAGUACAUGCACAAACUGUCAGCAUUUGAACACCAUGAGAUAUUCAACUACCCUGAAAUCUACUUUGUUGGCCCAAAUGCAAAAAAACGGCAAGGUGUGGUUGGUGGCUCAAACAAUAGCGGCUAUGACGAUGACCAGGGCUCUUAUACCCAUAUACCUCAUGAUCACAUCAUUUAUAGAUAUGAAGUUUUGAAAGUGAUCGGAAAAGGGAGCUUUGGUCAGGUCGUGAAAGCUUAUGACCACAAACAGCACCAGCACAUAGCACUGAAAAUGGUGAGGAAUGAGAAACGGUUUCACCGACAAGCUGCUGAGGAGAUACGGAUCCUCGAGCAUCUGAAGAAACAAGACAAAGAUCAGACCAUGAAUGUCAUCCACAUGCUGGAAAACUUCACAUUCCGCAAUCACAUUUGCAUGACGUUUGAAUUGCUGAGCAUGAAUCUCUACGAACUGAUCAAAAAGAACAAGUUUCAAGGGUUUAGCCUUCCGUUGGUUCGCAAGUUUGCCCACUCGAUUUUGCUCUGCUUGGAUGCAUUACACAAAAAUAGAAUUAUUCAUUGUGACCUUAAACCGGAGAAUAUUCUGUUGAAACAGCAGGGGCGAAGUGGGAUUAAAGUCAUAGAUUUUGGUUCUAGUUGUUAUGAACACCAACGUGUGUACACCUACAUCCAGUCAAGAUUUUACCGUGCACCUGAAGUGAUCCUUGGAGCGCGCUAUGGGAUGCCUAUAGACAUGUGGAGUUUGGGUUGCAUUCUGGCUGAACUAUUAACAGGUUACCCGCUGUUGCCUGGAGAAGAUGAAGGGGACCAGCUGGCUUGCAUGAUUGAGUUGCUGGGUAGUGCACCUCAAAAGUUUUUAGAUCAGUCAAAACGAGCCAAAAAUUUUGUCAGUUCUAAAGGUUAUCCCCGUUAUUGCACUGUUACUACUUUGCCAGAUGGGUCAGUUGUUCUCAAUGGAGGACGGUCACGAAGAGGAAAGGUUCGUGGCCCUCCGGGGAGCAAGGAUUGGGUCAUGGCCUUGAAAGGAUGCGACGAUCCUCUCUUUCUUGACUUUCUGAAACAGUGCUUGGAAUGGGACCCGACUUUGCGGAUGACACCCAGCCAAGCUCUGCGACACCCCUGGCUGCGGAGACGCUUGCCAAAGCCGCCAACGGUUGAGAGAGCUUCUUCCAAGCGAGGGACAGAAAGCAGUGGUGCUAUCACAUCAAUUUCUAAAUUGCCUCCAACGUCAGGCUCAACGUCAAAACUAAAAACUAAUUUGACACAAAUAACUGAUGCCAAUGGAAAUACUCAACAACGAACAGUUUUGCCCAAGUUGGUUAGCUGAGUUUGAAUAAGUUUAUACCAGGGAUGCGGAGAGAAUCUAUCAGCAUAUCUCUGAGCCUUAUUCAGUUGAACUUUUAUAUUAUUUUUAGAACAUUUGUAAUUAUGAAAUAUUGGAAUUUUAAGCACCAUUUGUUAAGAACUAGGAAACUAUUUAACUAAUUGCUGGGGACCAUGCAUUAUUGGAAGGUGGUUUUUCAGGUGAAGUUAAAUACCUUUUUAUUCUGGCAUUGGAAUGUGCAGAUCAGAUCAUGUAACACUUAAAGUUGUCAAAAAAGAUGUCGCUAAUCUUAAUUUGACAAAUUAAUGACAGAUUAAUCGGCCAGUAUUGAAUAUUGUUUCAAAAAAACAACUCUUUUUUAGGACAGUGGCUCUUGCUAAUCAAAGACAAUCUGCAUUUACUUAUUUCUAAAGGAACUCUCUUUGCAGAUCUCUGAUGAAGCCCAAUUUAAACAUGGUUUUUGGUAUCUCAUUAUUCCUAUUGUAAAUGUCUGUCUUUGUGAUACCAUUGCAUCUGUUCAGUUUUCAAAUAAGGCUAAUAAAUUGGACUAUGGAUGUUCAUAAAUGUUUUGAAUCUAGAAAUGAGAAGAGGAUUGGCAAAUUCUUGACGUUUAAACUAAUUUAAAAAUUGAAAUAUGUGAAAUCAUUUUGAAAGCUAUCAGUUUUUGUUUCUCCUCUAUCUAUCCUUCUAAUGCAAAUGGCUUCAUUUAGGAUCCAGCUCUUGAAAAUGGAAGGAACAGAAGUAGAUUAUCUGACAUAGGAAUUUGUUCAAGUGGACUUGUUGGUGAGUAAUUGGAAUGUCUUGCGGUGAAUGCAUUUGACCUUGGGAUGUAGAAAAACUAUGCAGGAAAAUCUAACGAUCUCUGACGUGUUUUUCUUUUAUCGUGACAACAUUUACUGUUGGCUGUGUCAUUGAGCAAGAUAGGAUGGCAUUUUGAAAACUCACCAAUAGCAAACUAGGAAACCUCCGUAACCUCUUAAAGUGAAUGGAAAAAAAAACUUGGUAUGCUUGUGGGCCUACCUGAAAUGUCUCAAACUAUUUUAAAAACAUGGCAGUCUGAAAAAAAUAAGGAAUAAAAGUUUGGGGGAAAAAAAGCAUUUGUAUUUUGAACAAGUUGGUUAUUGCCAGUAAUUUUUGAUUUAUUCACCAUUAAAAUCUUAAUUAUACACUUGCUGCAUUUUUUCAGUUCAGAAAUAUCUGGAGUUCUCAUCAGUUCUCUAAUUUCGGCUGAUAUAUGCGAGGGAGUCGGAACACAAAUUCUGAGUUACUGCUCAGAAGAAACGGUGCAGAUUUUCUCUGUUAAAACUGAGUACUGACAGCCUAAUCAUUAUUAUUUACCACAAAUUCUAGGCUGUUGAUUUAAAUUUCUUUUAAAUUAAAAGGUUGAAUAUUUUUAACUUGUAUGAAUGAACUGGGAUUGUUCAGAAGAUGUGAAGUAUUAUUAUAUAAGCUAAACUUGAACUUCUUUACCUGGAAGAUCUAAUAUUCAAGGCAUGGUCCCCAGUUAGACUGGUAUAAAGCAGACUACAAUUUAUGCCAAGUAUCUUCAAAGCAAAAAUAUGCAUUCAGAUUUAGACCUUGCAUCUUCACAUGUAAUUGAUAUUCAAAUGUUUUUGACAGCCAUACCAUCUCCGGGAAGACUUUGUAUGUUUUCAAAAGAGAUAAAUGGAAAUUAAUGAUACUAAUUGAAACUUUGCAGCACUUGGGUUUAAGCCAAUGAACCUUUACUAUUACAGAAACUGAAUCUGAUUAAUGUAUUUACAUGUAUAUUGCAUAUUCAUCCUGAUGCAAUAUUUCAAAUAACAUGCUAUCUUUUUGUAGUAUUUUUAUGCUUUGUAAUAUUUUUAAUUAAGUUGUAACUUUACAGUAUCACUGAAAUACCACUACAAAAAUUGUUAUUGUACUUUGGGUUUAUACAAUUUACAGAAAGAUAUUUUUAUAUUUAAAUUGGCCUGAAAUUUAUUUUAAGCCAUUCUAUAUGUGCUCAAUUGUUGAAAAAUAUCUCCAUGCUUUGCUUCUGUUUCACAUUUUCUAAUUAACCAUCAAUUGUAAUAGUCCAUUUGUUUAUUUAACAGAAUUGUAUGUUUUGGCUUCACUUAGUGUAGUUGAAUUAGUACUCGAUAGUUACGGCUCAGAAGGUUAUUAAUGUUAGCUACCAGUUAAAUCUUGUAGGUGAUUUCUUUGAAGAUGCCUAUGGUACAUGUUCUAACUUGAUAACAAUUUGGUGUCUUGAGGUCUCAGGUUAUAAUAUGAACAGCAGCUCCUCUGUACGCUGUUGUUCAGAACCAUUACAGUUGUUUCACCACAGCAGAAACAGUACAAUCUAACAUUAUAUGGGCAUGUGUAACAACUUUUCUCACAUUAGGCAACUUGUGCCCUUAGUAUUAACAGUGUGCCUUUUGUUAUCGUUGCCAUGUUGUAGGGUUUACAGGUAGUUAAUUCAUUGAUCGUGGAUACACUAGUGAUGUAGCAGUUUAUAUGGUUAUAUUGGUGCAAAUUCUUUUGAAUGGUUUGAAAAGGAAAUAAAAAACCACUGAAGAUAAAAUUCAUUCAACUCUAAAAUAUGGAAGGUUUGCAAAAAAAAAUAAAAGAAAUCCCAAGAUUGAGAUUCGCUUUAUAAUCUGUGUAAACAAAAAAAGCUGCCACAAAAUUUUAUAGUGA
Molecule: messenger RNA, 4849 nt
Organism: Amblyraja radiata (thorny skate)
Lineage: Eukaryota; Metazoa; Chordata; Chondrichthyes; Rajiformes; Rajidae
Gene: dyrk2
Product: dual-specificity tyrosine-(Y)-phosphorylation regulated kinase 2
Exons: 3
Coding region: 611-2191 (526 amino acids)
Biological process (GO): peptidyl-serine phosphorylation; peptidyl-threonine phosphorylation
Cellular component (GO): cytoplasm; nucleus; cytoskeleton
Molecular function (GO): ATP binding; protein serine/threonine kinase activity; protein serine/threonine/tyrosine kinase activity
Source: RefSeq, a predicted model, not a curated record